CUGUGCUAGGCUGAACAGAAAGUGAAGCCAAGAAACUGCGGGUAGUUCGGUUCACAAUCACUGAGAAUAGCCGCUGAGGACGUCAAUGGUGGAGUCGAGUACGCGAGCUAGUCCAUUCAGGGAACGGUCUGAGACAGACCCUUACUAGGUAGGGCUUUACAUGGAGAGCUGAAAUUUAAUAUGAGGUUAACGACCUUAAUGAUGUACAUAUCCCUGGCUUUGCUAUUUAUUUUGCAUAUUGGGUUUUCUGAUGCUGCACCUCGCGUCAACUCCUACGAUGCUUCGCCUAUCUCCAGGAAGCCUCGCUCAGCCUCCGAGAGCUUGGAACCGCUCUACACCACAUUGCCUAAUCGUUUACCUGAGGGCAGGUUUGUGCUCGGCCAACUAACUGGGCUCACGCCGUCCCCUACUAUUGGUUUCACCGGAGUGGCCAGCAAAACGAUACGGGUCUCCACGACUCCUGUCUCGCCAACUGCAACCACAAUUCAGCCACCAACAACUGACCCUACAACCCCAAGGCCAAGCACAGAAAUGCUUUUCAACACUAGAAAAAAAAAUACGUUUUUGAGCUCCAGAACAUCCAAUUCAAGCAAAAUAUCUGCUGAUGGGCAAGCAUCAGUUUUUCCUCCAGAAAAAACGAACAUGGUCUCCAUGGUUUCUCAGCGGACGACUAAUGAUGCAUGGUCUUCAGAUAACAUCGAUGCAUCGAUUUCCUCCUCCGAGAAUGGUCAAGAGUCUCUGUGUAACUGCAGCAGUGAGGGGGCUCUAGAUGUGGAUGACUGUGACAAGAAGACAGGUCAGUGUUUCUGCAUGUCAGGGUACACUGGGCUGCUGUGUGAGGACUGUGAGGAAGGACACUUCACCAAUGGCACCACCGGCUGCAUACCCUGUGGCUGUGACUCCUACGGAGCUGUCAACCACCUCUGUGACAGCUCAGGAAUGUGUGUGUGUAAGACGGGAGUGUAUGGCCCCAAGUGUGACGAGUGCCACCCAGGCUUCUUUCGUUUCAGCAGCACGGGGUGCCAACCCUGCCAGUGCAACAACCUUACUAACUACUGCCACCCACAAUCUGGUGUCUGUCUGAACUGCCAGGGCAACACUCAAGGACCCAACUGUGAGGAAUGCAAGCCCAGAUUCUACCGCAGCUCUGGUGCUGCCAGCACCGAUGCCUGUGUCGCCUGCCCCUGCUCCAACACCACCUCCACUGGCACCUGUCACACCGACUCUGAUGGGUUCCCAGUGUGUGACCAGUGCCUGUCUGAGUACAGCGGUCAGCAGUGUGACCGGUGCAAGGCUGGCUUCUACAGUUCCAAUGGUGUGUGUGUCACCUGCGACUGCAGUGGGAACGCAGACCCUACAGGGCCGGCCCAGCUCUGCCACCCUGACACUGGCCACUGCCUGAGCUGCACCGUCAACACCACGGGGCCUCAAUGCCAGCUCUGUGCCCCCGGCUUCACAGGGGACGCCCUUGCCCACAACUGCACCCGCCCAGCAGCACGGAUCAUUCUUACCCCAGAGCCUGCUACAACAACAGAGACCCCUAAAACCACCACUACAACCUCUGCUCCAACCCCCAGCAGCAAGGGCCUGACUGCCACAGUGCCCACCAGUGCUUCCCCUUCCACUACUAACUGCAGCAUCCUACUGAGCAUAGCCACCACCCAGGCCCUGCUCACCAGCCUGGGCAGCCCCACAGUCAAUACCACGGCCGCUCUCACGGAGGUCUCCUGGACCCAGUUCAACAUCAUCGUCCUGGCCGUCAUCAUUCUAGUAGUGGUGCUGCUGCUGGGCUUCGUGGGAGGAGUGUACACCUACAGAGAGUACCAGAACCGCAAGCUCAACGCUCCCUUCUGGACCAUUGAGCUGAAGGAGGACAACAUCAGCUUCAGCAGUUACCAUGACAGCAUUCCCAACGCUGACGUGUCUGGCCUGCUGGAAGACGAGGCCAACGAGGUGGCGCCCAACGGCCAGCUGGCUCUUACCAACCAGGGCAACUGUUAUAAGGCCUAGCCCACAGGGCAGACGAUGAGCACACUGCGGACAGACUGGACACUCCCGGAGAGGCUUCCGGCCUGGCUGCCUGCUUCACAGGACAGAGGCAUGAAAUGGAUAAAGACUUUCAAAGCUGCUGGACACCAAACCCAAAGCUCAAUGCGUAACUUGACUCCUUCUACCCAGCUCCUCUCUCCUUCUGUGGAGCAGAAGGACACCAACAGACUGACAGAUGUUUGCAAAGAGAAAAGGAAUGGAAUGUUUCUGUUUGUCCUUACGUUUGGGCUCCAUUUCAGAUUUGAGUGAUUCGCGUAAAAGAAGUCGUCGAUGAAGGGUCCAAAGAAGAGUAGACUUUUAAAAUUCAGUUGUGCCUGCAGAGGGCACUAUAACAGAUGUGGAUGGCUGAGGUAACGGGGAGUUUGCCCAUGCAAGAGUAGAGGACCAUGGGAGAAUCUCAAUUGCAUAGUCUUCGUGUUAUCUCUCCCAGCCUCCUUCUCCAAACCGAUUGGAUGAGCGUGAAAGUCAGAGGUCCCUCCCCUCUAAAGGAAGUGAGGAGAGAGGACACAAGGAGUAUGCAAUUGAGAUUCUUCCCAUGUCUCUGUUGUAUGGCACACUGUUCCUUAUGCAGCUCAUUGGACAUCAGACUACACUAGGAACCCUAGCAUUUCAGAACCUUUUAAAACAAACUAACAGUUUAAGUUAUAACUUGAACAGAGAUCUAGUCUAGACGAUGAUUGUUAUUCCAUUUAUUUUGAUUAAUUUCUUAUUUAUUUUCAAGUUUUCUUUUUGGGAUAAAUGUUGCGCAUGUAAGAUGUGCGUUUCAUGGUGUUUUAACUUGUGUGCUAUAUUGAAUGCAAAUUGAAAAGGGCAAAAUGUUUUCAUAUGUAUGUAUGUCUUUUUUUUGUGAGUGAUAUAGGAAAUGGGAAGGCUGCUGGCUUAAUGACAUCCUCUUUUGUUUUCAGUUGUAUCCUGUAUAAAGAAUUUCCAGGUCCUUACCUUGAGUAUUAACGAGGGGUGUUUAGAUGAUCAAACAUACAUUGUAUCCUCUCUCUACUCACUACUGUUCCCUGCAGGGCAGUUGGUCCUAUUGUUCGUUAUGAUUAAUACUUUGACCUAUUUACUGAUGGUUUGCAAAUCUGCUGGUUUGAGAAAUGCCUACCUCAAUGGAAGUUGCUGAACACAUUUUUAGUACUAGUCCAUUUAGGCUGGUUUCGUUUAAGUAAUCCACUUCUAGGACACAAUGAUGCUAGCCACAAUUUCUUAUGUAAGUCUUAACAGUACAAAAUAGAAACAGAUCUUGGUGAUGUGUUUGCUGGCAGCAUCACCAUUAAUCCCGCUCAAGUGUUUUUAAUAAACUACAAUUGAUAUCCUGGAUUUGUUUCUGGUAAAAGCAUCAUGAGUGAGUUAAGCUAGUAAGGGAACUCACUCCUCAGGGAAUGCCUCUUUCCCCAGUGUGAUCGCUGUAAAUAAGAGUAGGACAUUGUACAGAUGAAUGUGAAUAGGAUCAUUAUUAUUGUACAGGUAGAGUGCAGUUUACACUCAGAACAGUCAGUACCCUUACACUGAAAGACUCAAAUAUGGGCUCGGCACAGUCCACACAGGAAAUGACCUAUCAAUAGAUCUACCCUCUGUAUUAUGUUGCAGGAUAUGCUACAUGCCAUCAUCCCUAACUACUGUUAAAUAAUGAAUGGAAAAAACUGUAAAUAGUACUAACUGAAAAUGUCACACACAAUGCUAAAUAAAAUAGGGUUUAUUGGUUA
Molecule: messenger RNA, 3752 nt
Organism: Oncorhynchus gorbuscha (pink salmon)
Lineage: Eukaryota; Metazoa; Chordata; Actinopteri; Salmoniformes; Salmonidae
Product: multiple epidermal growth factor-like domains protein 9
Exons: 6
Coding region: 181-2010 (609 amino acids)
Biological process (GO): axon guidance
Cellular component (GO): basement membrane
Molecular function (GO): extracellular matrix structural constituent
Source: RefSeq, a predicted model, not a curated record